AGAAGUUUACCGAAGAUCAGGAACGUAUACCUCACAAUCAAGGGGCGAGGACAAAGAGAAACGAUAUUGGAUAUAUUGGAUCGUGGGAAAUUCGUUUUCAAGGCCACAUUGCAUAUGCACAUCACAUAGUUGCCAGAUCAUGAUGAUUAAUCGUCACUACUAGCGUUUAUCAAUUUUUACAUAAAGUCUUCCGAAAGCCAAAUACCAAACAGAUUUGAAGUGAUUUUGUUGCACCGGUGAAUGUCCGCACAAGUAUUUUUUAGUUUUAUGUUCUCAUUCCUCUUUGGCUAUGUUAUUGUGCCAUUUAAAUAAUAAAAAAGCUAAACGACAGAAGCAAUCCGGUAUAUGACCUUGGACAACGAGUCGUAGCCACGUGUAUAUAGGGAAGCUUGACAGGAUAACUAGUCUUCUAGAAGGACCGGGAUUUCUCUGUCGAUUGAAGGACAGAAUUAGAAGUAUAGAGGAAAACUGUAACACCAAUACGUAUGGUGGUCUCCUCAAUGAUUUCGCAACUUGUAGUGCCCAGCUAUGACCACUUGCAUGCUCAAGAUCAGCAGUAAAUUCUAUCGAGGUGACUGCUCUAGUUUAAUUUCGCCUCAAUGGGUUGGGUCCUUUUCUAUAUCUUCUUUUGGUGACAGAUAGGCAGAACGAUAAUUCACCUCCUAUAUGUGGUGAAUGUAUCGUCGAAACGAAACGUUAUUUUUAUCGAAAUAAAAUAAAUCUAGUGUGGGUUAUAAUCUUCACUGUCUUGGGUAUAUAUCAUCAGCUUUUUUGCUUCUGCGUAUCUGUUAAUUAGUAAGAACCCCUUUCUUCGAAUUUUCCACCUUUUAGACAACCUUUUUUCUUCUAGCUGCUUGAAUUGUGUUUUCUGUGGUGACAUGAGUUGCUUAUUCUUCGUUGGUUGAUUGGUUGCUAUUCUCAGUGUACAGCAGUCCUAAAAGUGUCUUAUUAAUUUGAAUUGAGUAACUAAUUCUACUGGCAACAUAUGGUUAGUCAAUAAGCAGUUUAAGUACGCUCAAACAUGUCCAUAUUCUAGUUUAAUCGUAAUAACAUGUUCGAAGAGACAACUGAUAUUUUCAGCCAUCCUGUGGGUUAGUUGCUUGUUGAAAUCUUCAUACUUGGUUAGGAAAGCCUAUUUAUUGGAAGUGGAAAAUAAAAUGAAAAACACUUAAUGGGGUCUUACAUUGAAGAACUUGUUUCAGUGGUCAUGCAGGAUUUCGUGUUGUGGAACCUUUGUCGCCCAUAUUCGAUUGUGUAACCCUUUGGUGAGAUUAAUGUCCCAUAAAAUAGGACUGUGGGUUCCAACGAGUGAUUCGCAUUUGUUCUACGUUACUCAUUAUAUGAAUACUUACCAUUCAUCUGUGUGAAUGCUUUUUUAUCGUCUCAUUAUAUUUUGUAUUAUUGACAGUAGCACUGGAUCAUCCCGGUACAUGGUCAAUGAUAACUAGGAUGAAAUUACAGAGAAUACACACAAAAGUUUGCAAGUGUGAUGCAAGAUAAAUACUAAUCACAAAGAGUGUGGAAACGAAAUUCACAGAAACUUGAAAAUCUGGUUGUGUAGUGUAUAAAAUAAUUUUACAAAAGAUGUAUGUUCAAGAUAUGUUUAGGAAAGUCAAAGAAUUCGCUAAAAUACCAGUUUUCUGUUGUUUUUGAAAUCUAAAAUAAAAGUAGAUGCUUUAGAACGUUAUUGUAAAUUUUAUAGAAGACAAAGUAAAAUGAUUAGAAAUCGGUAUGUUGAAAAGAGACUUUUAUUUGUCUCUCAUCAAAGUAGACUCAGUUCAUCACCAUAUCUAUGACAUUUUGGGGUAGAAUAAUGUUUGUUUGCAGUUAAAUUCUCAUUCUAUAGCAACGUCUACUCAUUAAAUGCGGAAAUCUCUCUCCAUACAAAAUUUGAGACUAAAAGAAGGCACACUACCCGGAUUUAUGAGAACUUUUUGAAGUCUUUGCUUGAAAGGAAGCAGGCUUUUAAAUAGUGUAAGUAUUAAACACUAAGAGUGAUACUUUUGAAGCGUUCAGUACAUCAAAGAUUCACUAAGUGCCAAAAAUACUUCGUUUUGCCAAAGCAUGUUAUGCAAAACUCUUUCAAAAAGAUAGACGGUUGGAAGAUAAUAGUAACUGCAUUUGUGUGUUGUUCCACUUUUUUGCAUUGAACUAUGCUUCUUACUACUAAUAUCAAAGUAUUCCAUUGGCUACACCCGUAAUUUAUGUCAUAUUUUGCGUAGACUUCUAUCUAAAUUAAUUAAGUUCGUCUUUACAAUUUAUCUAAGGUAAAUUUAUAAAACUCUACUUAGUGAUGGUGUACUAUUUGUAUGAAUUGUAAAUAAGCAGCUCAAAGUAAGGUGUACACGAAUCUUACGGUGUUCUGUAUGAAAUUCACCGCUGUCAAAUACAGCAUACCAGAAGUUUAAUCUGCACAGACUUAACUUACUGAUAGUGAGUGAAACCGUCAAAUAUGCAGUCAAAUUCACUUAUCUGGAAUGUUGCAUCAGCCCCAGUGAAGUGGUUGCUGGAAAAAUUUCAACCCAAUUAUGGAACUCUUGCUUGGUAUUACCUCACUUUUACCGUUUUUUGUGCUAUCAUGUAUACUAUACAGCAACACCCCCGUUUUAUUGUACAGGUGAGACGACCACUGGAAACAGGAAAGAUGAAAAGAUCUUAAGUAUUUAACGCUUUUUAUUCACUAAGCUCCUCGUAUAAUGUGGGGCAGCAUGGUGAGUGACAAUAAAAUUAUAGGUACACUCGUAGGUACGGAAAAUAAAUGGUUAGGAAUUUCUUUACACAUUCCUAACCUCCGCCUUCUUUGUAGGGCAGUGGUAGCUGAAGUUGAAUUAGUCGGGAAAAGUGUUAGGGAUUUUCAGACCGAGUCGUGACAUCAAUCAAGAUGGUUUUUAACUGUUGAUCUAAUCCGCAUAGGUAGAUGUAGUUUUUACGGUUAGUCCUAUGGGAGUUUAGAAUCAAUGGUUAGAGACUGAUGGUAGCAUGACUCAAAACCUUUCAGUUAACUUCGAAAUUCUGGACACUAAAACCCUCCAUUAGUCUAUUCCCUUUUCCAUAUGCUUCUGUUCUUUGUAGCGUCAAUAAGUUCUUGUAAUACCUCAUUCAUUGUCUUUUCGCUUUGCCACAGCUUUAACUAAACCGUAUCUGUGCCAAGUUCUAUGUUGAUUCAUCUAUAAGAGUGCAUGAUUUCCCACAAAACCAAAAGCAAGGCUUGCUAAGCAAAAUGCUUAUCUGUCCCCUUGAUACAAAAAUCAAAAGCCUUCGUUUAUUCUUUUGUCCACUUGCAUCUAUAAUUAUUUUCGUAUUGCCAGACAUUCGUAAACGUUCUGUUCUAAUAUAUUGUAUUCAAUUUCUCUCCACUUUUAUUUUACUUUUAGUCUCUGGAAUGAAUAAAUCGAAGAGUAACAAAAACAAACCUAAGGGUGCCUCAGAUGGUGCGUCCUCUGUUUACGGGCAGACGGAUAAGGAACUAUCUGCAGUAUUAAUUGCAGAUCUUUUGUUUAACCGUUUUGAUCCGUUGAGUGAAUACAUCCCUCCAUGUUUACUUCCAUUGGGUAAUGUCCCUCUGCUGUACAUUAAUCUAUCUACACUUGCUUCUGAUGGGUUCAAAAAUAUCCUUAUAUAUACCAUUAAAAGUUAUAAGAAAAUCCAGACAUUUAUAAAGCAAGUUAAAUUAAAUAGUUAUUUCCCUGGGUUGAAGAUCCACGUACGAAAUGUUGAGAAAUGUCACAAUUUAGGUGAUAUUAUGCGGGAUCUUGAGUCAAGUGAAUUUCUUAAUGGAGUAUCAGACUUCUUACUGGCUCCUGCCGAUCUGAUAUGUGGCGUUUCUCUGACAAAAUAUGUGCAGAAACAUAAGGAGAGGCGUGAAAAAAUACCAAAUGCCAUACUCACCCUUCUGUUACCCUCCCUCACUGAGGUGGUAAGCCCAGUGCAAGCUUCUGAGUUUAAAGUUAAUGUUAUAUUUUCAAGAACUAAUAAUAAUCGUCUAAUAAACCUUUUCCACGAGUCUCAAGGUGAAGUCUCCCCAAUUUUCGUAAGCGAUGUCAUGAAAAGUGGAGAGGUCAUUGAGUCAUCUCAGUUAAUGGAUAUUCAGCUGGCUGUAUGCAGCAACCACAUACCACCGUUAUUUCAAGAUAAUUUUGAUUAUGAAACUAUGGAUGAUCUUGUUAAUGGAGUACUAACAAAUGAAGAAAUUAUGGAGUAUACUAUUCAUAUUGAACCAUUACCUAAAGGGCCAAUAGUAGUUCAAGCUGCUCCCGAUCUCAGUAGUUUGAUAGACUUAAAUUUCCGACUUCUGUCUCGACAAGGUGGAUUUUGUUUCUCAUUGCCACCGCUUUAUGCUAACUCAUCAUCUUUGGAUUCUGAAAUUUUAGCAGUUGGUCCACAAGUUUUUGUCUCUGCAUCGGCAAAAAUCCAUCACACAGCACGACUAAUUGGGGCUUGUUUUAUUGGACCCAAGUGUGAGGUUUCAGCUUAUGCUUGCCUGAUUGACUGCGUUUUGGGAGAUAGUUGUUUUAUAGGCGAAAAUGCGUGUUUACGUCGUGUUAUCGCUUUGGAUAAUGUUCGUAUUUAUGAUCACGUGAAAGCAGAUGUAGCUUGGUUGUGUUCCAAUGUCCGCAUAUUAUCUGGUUUCAAACUGUCCAGUAAUUGUUUCAUGGGACCAUCACCAACAACACCUGUGACUUUAGGCCCAGGAUCUGGAAAUUUACCGAAAAAUACCGUAUUGGUGGCACCUCGUUCUGGUGACAUAGUCUUGGAUCCUUCAGUUGGUGGAAAACAGACAUGGGCUACUUUUUAUAGGAGAAGACUGCUAUCAGGAACAAGUGGUUCCAUGGAAAAUCUUUCUGGAGAGGAUACAAAAUCUAGUCCAUUACAUUUAUCGUCAAAUAGUGCACUGGUAAACUCUUGCUUAUGGGAGACAGCUUGGGAUCGAAUUAAGCAUGCAGCUAAAACACGUCGACAAAAAAUGAAUCAAAGGCGUAGUUACAGUCGAACCAGUGAAAUGCAUUCCGGCAGGUCUAGCAAACCACGUCGUUUAACUAGCGAUAUAAUAGACAGUGAUGGAGAUGUAGACUGUCAGUCGAAAGAGACAUCAAAAAUCGAUAGUGAUGUUGACGAUGAACAAUCAGAAAAAUUCAUAAUUACUGAAUUCAAACGAACUUUAGAACGUGGUGAACGACAUUCAUAUCCUGCUGAAACUAUGAUACUUGAAGUGAAUUCAUUGAAACAUGCUUAUAAUGUGCCCAUUGAGGAUUUUGGCUUUUUACUAUCAAAGGCCUUAUUGGAUUUAACUCGGGAUCAUCUUUCUUCAGAAGCACAAAAUGAUUGCAGUAAAAGUAGUGUUGUAGAAUUCAUUACAAGCUUGCGUAAAUUUCUGUCCAAGUUCAAGAGUGUCUUAUCGUCGUGUAUGUCAGGUUUUCAGCAUACUGGUCGAAUUUAUCUUCAAGCUGUUGAAGACGCAGCAUGCUAUGAUCCGUUAAUAUUUGCCUCUUCUAUGUCUAUUAUUCAUACACUCUAUGAUUGUGAUUUAGUUUUAGAAGAUGAUAUCUGGUGGUGGAAAGACAAUUCACCACUUUUACUUGACGAGGAUAUUGCCGACAAGACUAAGUCAUUAAGGGAAAAGAUUAAACCCUUUCUUGACUGGCUUGAACAAGCUGAAGAAGAGGAAGAUGAUGAUGACUGACAGUGAUGAUAAGCAUUCUAGUGGCUUGAACAUUGUAAAGUAUCUUUAUUUUCUUUGUAUGUUAAUCGAAUUAUAUUUUUACUAUGCGUAGUAUUAAUGUAAAAUAAAGGAAAGACGGA
This is a messenger RNA of Trichobilharzia regenti, 5799 nucleotides long. Lineage: Eukaryota; Metazoa; Platyhelminthes; Trematoda; Strigeidida; Schistosomatidae. The record is from the annotation of a GenBank genome assembly.